This is a messenger RNA of Schizosaccharomyces cryophilus OY26, 3360 nucleotides long. RefSeq names its product 6,7,8-tetrahydrofolate synthase. The transcript is spliced from 3 exons. The record is from RefSeq and is a predicted model, not a curated record. The coding region runs from base 43 to 2856 and encodes 937 amino acids. Gene Ontology annotation, cellular component: cytosol. Gene Ontology annotation, biological process: tetrahydrofolate interconversion. Gene Ontology annotation, molecular function: methylenetetrahydrofolate dehydrogenase (NADP+) activity; methenyltetrahydrofolate cyclohydrolase activity; ATP binding. Lineage: Eukaryota; Fungi; Ascomycota; Schizosaccharomycetes; Schizosaccharomycetales; Schizosaccharomycetaceae.
GUUUCUUGGCAGCCAGUUGCCUUUUCCCUAUACUUUACUUUCAUGGCUCAACUUCUAGAGGGCGUUGCAUUAGCGCGCCAAACCAGGGAAAUUUUACGCGAACGCGUUUCUUCCAUCCAAAAAACAUGCCCUACGUUCCAACCUGUCUUAAAGAUCGUUCAAGUAGGCGCACGUGAGGAUUCCAGCGUAUAUGUUCGAAUGAAAACACGUGCUGCUGCAGAGACUGGCAUUAACUGUGAACAUAUCAAUUAUCCUCAGCAUAUCUCUGAAUACGAAUUGUUAUUGGCUUUAAAACGAUUUAACGACGACCCUUCUGUCCAUGGAAUCAUCGUCCAAUUACCCCUACCUUCUCAUUUGGACGAGCGUCGCAUCACAGAGUCUGUCAGUGUCGAGAAAGACGUUGAUGGUUUCUGUGAAGGGAAUCUGGGUAAACUGGCCAAGCGCGGUAGCGAACCUCUCUUUGUAGCUUGUACACCCAAAGGUGUCAUGAAGAUUCUAAAACACUACAACAUCUCCGUCGCUGGAAAGCAUGCCGUUGUCAUUGGUCGUAGUAACAUUGUUGGUUUGCCCAUGAGCUUGCUUUUGGAAAAGGCCAAUGCUACCGUUACUAUGUGUCAUUCGAAGACAAAGGCUAUUCCAGAGAUUGUGAAAACUGCUGAUAUUGUCGUUUCGGCUGUUGGUUCUGCUCAUUUUGUGAGAGCUGAUUGGUUCAAGGAAGGCGCUGUUGCAAUUGAUGUUGGAAUUAACUAUAUCCCUGAUUCCUCCAAGAAGUCUGGUUAUCGCAUGACUGGUGAUAUUGAUUUUGAAAAUGCUAAAGAAGUCGUUAGCGCCAUUACCCCGGUCCCUGGAUCUGUGGGUCCCAUGACCGUUGCCAUGUUGAUGCAGAAUGUUGUGGAUUCGGCCAUCCGUUGUAAAGAAUUGGCUCGCAAACGUAUGCCCUCUCUUUUGCCUUUGAAAAUUCAAACUCCUGUUCCCAGUGAUAUCGAUAUUGCUCGAUCUCAAACUCCUAAAUUCAUUGGUGACUUGGCUUCCGAAAUUGGUAUUUCCAAAAAUGAAUUAGAAUGCUAUGGUGCUUAUAAAGCUAAAGUGAGUUUGGACUUAUUGAAACGUUUGAGCCAUCGUCGUGACGGUCAUUAUGUUGUUGUCACCGGUAUCACUCCUACCCCUUUUGGUGAGGGUAAAAGUACCCUCACUGCUGGCCUCGUCCAGGCUCUUUCCAAUUUGGAUAAGCUUGCUAUUGCUUGCGUUCGUCAACCUUCUCAAGGCCCCACUUUUGGCAUCAAGGGUGGUGCUGCUGGCGGUGGUUAUUCUCAGUUCUUUCCUAUGGAGGACUUUAAUCUUCAUCUGACCGGUGAUAUACAUGCCAUUACUGCGGCCACUAAUUUGCUUGCUGCUGCUAUUGAUACUCGAAUCUUUCACGAAAAUACACAAAGCGAUGCUGCUUUGUUCAAACGAUUAACCACUGUAAAAGGCAACAAAACCGAAUUUGCACCUGUUAUGUUCCGUCGUCUUGAAAAACUUGGCAUCAGUAAGGAAAACCCUGAAGAAUUGACGGACGGAGAAAAGUCCCGAUUUGCUAGAUUAGACAUUGAUCCUUCAACUAUUUCUUGGAACCGUACCUUGGAUACUAAUGAUAGAUUCCUUCGAAAAAUUACUAUUGGUGAAAAUUCCACUGAGAAGGGAUUUACUCGCCAAACUGGCUUUGACUUAUCCGUUGCUAGUGAGUGUAUGUCGGUAUUGGCUUUGGCUACUGACUUAAAGGAUAUGCGCGAACGGUUAGGUAAAAUGGUUGUUGCUAGUAAUAAACAAGGUGAUCCUGUUACAGCUGAUGAUUUAGGUGUUGGUGGUGCCCUUGUGGUAUUGCUAAAGGAUGCCAUUAAGCCAACCUUAAUGCAAACCCUUGAGGGUACACCAGCUCUUGUUCACGCCGGUCCUUUUGCAAACAUUAGUAUUGGCGCUUCCUCUAUCAUUGCGGAUAAGAUUGCUCUAAAGUUAGCAGGUACAGAGCCAGAUGAAGAUGAAACUAAGGAUGCUGGCUAUGUGGUCACUGAGGCAGGAUUUGCCUCUGAUAUUGGCAUGGAAAAAUUUAUAAACAUUAAGUGCCGUACUUCUGGUCAUAAACCCGAUGCUGUUGUUAUUGUUGCAACUGUACAAGCCCUAAAGCUUCACGGUGGUGGACCUCCUGUUGGUCCUGGCAAGCCUAUUCCUGAAGUGUACAAGAAUGAAGACGUUGAACUUGUACGAAAAGGUUGUUCUAACCUCGCUAAACAUAUUAGCAAUUCUCGUAAAUAUGGCCUUCCUGUUGUGGUCGCGAUCAACAAGUUUGCAUCCGAUUCUGACAGUGAGAUUUUUGCCAUUCGUGAAGAGGCUCUUCGUGCUGGAGCUACUGACGCCGUUAUAUCUAAUCACUGGGCUGAAGGAGGAAAUGGUGCUCUGAACGUUGCUCGUGCCUUAAUUCAUGCCUGUGAGAAUGAAAAGGCUGAUUUUCGAUUUUUGUACGACUUAAACUUGCCAAUUGAAAAGAAAAUUGAAAUAAUUGCUAAGGAAAUGUAUGGGGCUGAUGGAAUAGAAUUGAGUCCUCUGGCACGUGAAAAAUUGGAACGUUUCACUGAGCAAGGAUAUAAAGACUUACCUAUCUGCAUCGCCAAAACACAAUACAGUUUGUCAGCCGAUCCCGAACUUAAGGGCGUUCCCAAUAAUUUUACCGUACCCAUCCGUGAUAUGCGCUUAAGUGCAGGUGCUGGUUUCAUCUAUCCUUUAGCAGCUGCUAUAUCAACUAUUCCUGGUUUGCCUACCAAGCCUGCUUACUACAACAUUGAUUUGGAUGAGGAUGGUAAUAUACUUGGUUUGUCAUAAAGAGGAUUGCAUGGUCCCGACUAGAAUUGAGUCCAAAAAUGCACUUCUUGAAAGGUAAGGAGUUUUUCAUUAAACUCAGAUUGCUGUUAAACUUUUGUUUCACUCUUUAAUUGUUCAACCAAUUAAUUUUUUAGUUUUUGAAAUUUAAUAAUACCUUAAUAUAAUGCCGGAUUCGCUCCACCAUAUUUGCUGAAGCCUACUGACGAGACUGUAUAUCAGAUGGUUGGUUGUCUUGAAGCAUAAUAGUUUUGAGAACUCUCCAAGAUAUCUUGACUUUAGGAUUCAUUAAUAAUGCAUACUCUUCUUUCUUUUUUAAUAAAUUUAGAAAAUUUUUGAAUGUCGAUAUCAUGAUUUCUCAUAUCUCAAUGUGCUACAAGAGCUAAAGUAUUACCUUUGUUUCUUUGUAGUAAUAUGGAAAAGAUCUGAUGCAAGAUUCAACCAAUCUUAUAUAAAAAUAGAAGUUCGUAUACUAAAGCAUCAUAGAUAAAAAAAACUUAGAUACUA